Molecule: messenger RNA, 9487 nt
Organism: Vespula vulgaris
Lineage: Eukaryota; Metazoa; Arthropoda; Insecta; Hymenoptera; Vespidae
Product: peptidyl-alpha-hydroxyglycine alpha-amidating lyase 2-like
Exons: 8
Coding region: 587-1687 (366 amino acids)
Biological process (GO): peptide metabolic process
Cellular component (GO): membrane; extracellular region
Molecular function (GO): protein binding; catalytic activity
Source: RefSeq, a predicted model, not a curated record
GGACCAAGUGCAGUUGGUUUAGAACGGUUGAUAGGACAACACGUUCGCCAGCUGUCGGACGAAAAUUCACUUUUUAAUAUUAGCCCCACCUUUUUUCUUUAAUUUUCGCGUUUCGGAUUUUACUUGUUAGCUUUUUCUUUUCCCAAUUCUUCCACAUAUUCUAUACAAAAACUAUUCUCAACCUGUCUCAAUAAUUUCCUAUAAAUAUUUUGACAUAUCCUUUACAUUAUCCUUUCCAUUUAAAUCCAUUUGUUUCUUUCUUGAUCUCUUCUAUAUAAUUCCAUCUCUUUCCUUCUCCUCUAUCACAAAUUUGUUUGAAAAGAAAAGAAAAAGAUACACACGUACAUAUAUACGUAUAUAAAAAAAGUUCAAUUUGGUUCGUCAUCUUCCAUAUCGAUACUCUUAUUAUUAUCCGUUUCGAUGACGUCGUACGGGACUUUGUGAGUUAAUACGUGCGUGCGCGCCAGCGAGAGAGCGAGAGAGAAAAGGAGAGAGUUAUCGAUUUAAAUUCGACGAGGAGAAGAGAUAGUUUGGAGCGAGCCAGUCGGUCACGUAUCACCGAAGAAGAAGAUCUCGAAGAAUUUCAAUGUCGAGGAAAGUCAUCGGGCAAGUUCUUUUCAUUUUCUUUGGUUUGUUUUUCUUUGUCGAUGAUGUCACGUCGGAUCUCAAUGAUCCAACAAUUUUUGAGAGAGAUCGACCCUACAUGGACGACUGGUUGGACAUUUUUUCGACCUUGAUAAAUAUCGAAAUGGAGGAGAAAUUGUUGAUACCGGUGGAGAAUCGUGAUUGGCAAGGUCCAGAAAAUCUUGGCCAGAUUUCUGGAGUCUCGGUGGAUCCUUCGGGAUAUCCUGUAGUCUUCCAUCGUGCCGAUCGAUUAUGGAGAUACGAUACCUUCACCAAUGAUAAUGUUUAUCAAGAGGAAUACAAAGGGCCGAUAAAAGAAAAUACCGUGCUAACGUUGGAUCCAAAUACUGGUGAAAUUUUACGUGGCUGGGGGAAUCACACGUUUUAUUUGCCACACGGUAUACAUAUUGAUGGUUUUGGAAACGUGUGGUUAACCGAUAUUGCUCUUCAUCAAGUUUUUAAGUACGACAGUAAUGGGAUUCUCGGGCUGUCACUCGGUCAACGAUUCGAGCCAGGAAACGAUCUUGAACACUUUUGUCAACCGACGUCAGUCGCUGUGGCACCGUCGACAGGCGAGAUCUACGUCGCUGACGGCUACUGCAAUCGUAGGAUUAUUCUCUUCGAUUCAAUGGGAAAACCACGAUACAGCAUAGAAGGACACGAGGUGAAUCUACUGAUACCACAUUCGUUAACAAUAUUGUCUAACGGAGAUCUCUGCAUUGGCGAUCGAGAAAAUGGAAGAGUACUUUGUGUAAAUGUUAAACUUUUCGGAUCGGAAAUCGUGGUCUCCAAACCACCAUAUUCUAUUUCAUUCGUUGGCCGAGUUUUCGCUAUUGCAUCUUAUCGUGACUGGAUUUACGCCGUGAACAACAUGUAUAGUACAAAUGCAAUAGGUUACAUGAUAAAUCCAUACACUCGAAAAAUCAGCAAUCUAUGGUAUCCUGAAUACGGUAAUUUUCGAAAUCCACAUGACAUCGGGAUAUCCCCAAAUGGCACGUCACUUUACGUCAGCGAGAUCGGUCCUAAUAAAGUAUGGAAGUUCGAUUUGAUAAAACAUGUUUGAAGAAAAAUGAAGAAAAUCGACGAUCGAUCCUCCAAAAGUUAAUGUAACAAUCGCAUCAACAGCCAAAAAAAAUUGAAAUGAAAAAGAAAAAAAAAAGGAAAAAAAAAGAGAAAUAACAAUAACAAAAAAAAAACAAAUGAAAAAAACUGAAGAAAACGAUACCCCCAUAAAAAAAAACAAAACAAAAUAAAAUAAAAGCAGAAAUAUAAAAGAUAAAAGAUAGACAAAGAAAGAAGAAAAUCAAAUUCAAAAAAGUCAUAUAUGUAUACAUACAUACAUAUAUGACUUUUUUGAGUUUAUAUAUAUGUGUGUGUGUGUGUGUGUGUGUGUGUGUGUGUGUGUGUAUAUAUAUAUCAUGGGGGAUACAUUUAAAUGGCACAUCACUGAUCUCGCUUUUAACCGAUUAUCGAAAAGUAUAGAUUCUAUCCAGAAAACGUCUUUAAGAUGAGAAAGAAAAAAAUCAACGUACUAUCUGAGAGUCAUAACAAUGACAUGUAAAAAAAAAAUAUACCAACCCUUUCAAAAAAAAAAAAAAAAGAAAAUUAAAAAAGAAAAAACGACAAAAAAUAAAAUCAAGAGAAAGUGAUACCAAAUAAAAAAAGAUUAAAAAAAGAAAAUAAAAAAAAAACAAAAGAUAAAAGAAAUAAGGAAAAAGUAAGACGGACGAGGGGAAAAAAUAUUAAAUAACGAAAAUCGUAUAUAUGUCGAUAAAUAUAAAAUACAUACGUACUCGUAUAUAUAUAUAUAAAAAAAGUAACAACAGCAUAUAUAUAUAUUAUAUUAUUAUAUUCUUCAUGGUGGGGAGGGGUGGAAGAUAAGAAAAAAAAACGAAGAACGAAUGCGGCAACGACGACAAAAAAAAAGUUAAAAAAUAAAAAAAAAAAAGGAAGAUAAAAAGAAGAAAAAAAACAGAAAAGCCAAAAAAAAACAAAAAUCAAAACAAAAACCAAAACAAAGGAGAAAAGAGAAAACAAGAAAACGUACAUGAAUUGACGAAGGUUAUAUAUAUAUAUAUAAAAAAAAGAAAGAAAAGAAGAUGAGAAAUUAAAAUAAAAAGAAUCCAUUCUGUGCGGAUCAUCGUAAGUGUUACGUCGCUUUAACGUGAAUCAAUCCAACUAUGAUAAUAUAUGAGUAUAUAUAUAUAUGUACAAAUAAAAAAAAAAAAAAGAAACAAUGAAGGAGAAGAAAAAAGAAAAAAGAGAAGUAAGAAGAAAACGAGAAGAAGGGAUGACAAAAAAUUCGAAUGGAAAAAGGAAAAAGAAAGAAACAUUUAAAAAAUGAUCAAAGAAAAUAAUAAUGAUGAAAAGAAAAGAAAAAGAGAAAGGACACGAAUAAGAAAAACCAAUGAGGAGAAGAAAUUACAGAGAAACAUAAAAGUCAGAUAAAUGCAAAUAUACCUAAUGAAAAAUACCUAAUAAUAAUAAUGAUAAUAAUAAUAAUAAUAAUAAUAAUAAUAAUAACAAUAAUAAUAAUAUAAAUUAUAUUAAUAGUAUUAUUAAUAAUACUAAUAAUAAUACACGUGAGGAGUGUGUAUGUAACGCGCGACAUUCUCAUCGUCUCUUUGGAACCUAAACUACCUCCUUCUAUUUGAACUCCAAUUACGUACGUACAUAUAGAUGAGAGGGUAAACGAGUAUGCAAAUGUCCUGUCCUAUGUACGUAUGCGUAUAUGUGUACUCAUGCGUUUGUGCGUGCGUGCGUGUGUGUGUGUGUGUGUGUGUGUGUGUGUGUGUGUGUAUGUAUGUAUGUAUGCUAAUGCACAAAUUCUGCAAAUUAAUCUACACACGUAGACUAGUAACGUGUGUAUUUUAAACGCGUGAAAAUAUGUAGAGUGGAUUUGAGCUCGCACAGAUGUACACAUACACACAUACACAUACAUACUAAUACACAUACACGCAUAUACAUAACACCGAUCCAUCGUACACGUGUGUAUGUUGAUCACGAAUAUUUCCAACGAGUCUCUUACGAAUUCGUUUCUUCGUUCACGUUUUAUUAAUUCUUUUUUGAUACUCUCUUCAUAUUUCUGAUUUUACGCAUUUCGUGUGUAUGCUGUUUGUCUGUGAAUGUGUAUGUGUGGAUGUAUGUAUAUGUAUGCGUGUUUACGUAUCUGUUUUUCACGAAUGCGAAUGCAUGCACGCGCGCGUGCUCGUACGAAUCGUUUGAAUGCGUAUUUGAAUGUAUUUUAUCAAUCGAAACAUAUAAUAUGAUCGAACAAAAAAUCAUUGAUUUUGUGUGAUCGAUUGUUUAGAUCUUUGGAGGGUUAAAAAGAGGAUAAAGAAGAACCGAGAAAAAUAAUUAGAGGAAACAAUUCGACGUUCAUGUUAUGUUAACGUGUUAAUUUUACGAGUAGAGAUUUGUUUUCUUUUUUCUUUAUUUCUUUUUUUUCUGGAAAGGGGUAAGAGACAAGGGAUGAUUUAAGCGAUUACAGGAUAAGGCAUUUUUCUUUUUGUAAUAUUCGACAAGUUUUUUUUUGUGAAAAAAUGUUCGUACAAAAAAAAAAUUGAAAGAGAGAUGCAAAGAUAACGUAGCAAGAGACGUCAGAUAAAUUAUAAUUGGAAUAUUGAUUAUUUGAUUCUGAUUUAUCAUUUGGUUGAAAGGGUAUUGAGAGUGCGACGAGAUUUCUUUUUCUAAUUUUUUUUGUUUUCUUUGAUUUUCUCUUUUUUCUUUUUUUUUUUUCUCUUUCAAUCCUAUAUAACACUUCGUAAUAAAAGUCAGAUAAUAUUCAGAUAAAAGGAAAUGGAGGCGACGAAUUAAUUACAGUUAUUGAUCGAUCCUAAACGACAUUAGCAUUGAAAUAUAAUAUAAGAGAUAUAAUAUAAAUGUAAUAUAAAAAUUGAUAUAAAAAAAUAAUAAUCGUAACUGUUGAAUCUUUUUUCUCUUUCUUUUUUUUUCAUUCAUUUAUUUUCUUUCGUAUUGAAUUCUUUUUCCUUCUUUUUCUUUUUCUUUUAAAUGAAUUAAGAAGUAAAUGAGAUGAUAGAUCGAUAGUUACGGUUUUUAAGAAGAAUAUAAUUAAAAAUAUGAACGUACACGUUCGUACUUACUCGAAGGAUUAAUUAAAUAUAUAAUUAAUUAGAGACAAUAUGCAGGAAAGUCAUCGACACGUUUUGCCUGUAAGAGCGUACGUGGCAUUGGUACUUAAUUGUAAUAAUUUUGUUAAAUUAUUGCUGCGUAUUAUAAAAAGAAAAAAAAAAGAAAAAAUAACCAAAAAAGACAAAGAAUAUUUCAUCGAUUGGGAAAAAAGAGAUGGAAAGGACUAACCUAAAAUUAAAAUAAUAAUCUAACAGGACGAGAAAGAUAAUUAUUUAAAAGAUAUGUAUGAUAAAAGUUUGGUGUUAUAUACAUGGUGGAACGUUCUAAUUGGAUAAAAAUGCAGGACCGAUUAUCAAACCCGACAUUUUUAUGUAUAUUACAUUUAUUAUAUUUUUAUUAUAUUACAUUGUAUAUAUUUUUUUAUUUUUCAUAAAAAAAUUAAGAGAUCCGUAAAAAUUUUCCUGAUAAUUUAUCAAAUUCAUAACAAAUAUUAUUUGUUGAACAUGAAUUAAUGAAUCUUCAAAUGAUAUAUCUUUAUUAGAUUUUAUUUUCAUUUUAAAUAUUAAUUUUUUGGAAAGGGAUUAAAGGUUCCGUAAAAAUUUUCGUGAUAAUUUAUUGAAGUAAUAACAAAUAUUAUUUGUUGAAAAUGUAUUAAUGAAUCUUCAAAUGAAUUACAUCUUAUUAGAUUUUAUUUAAUAUUAUCUUUUUUUUUUGGAAACGAAUUAACGAAUCUUUAAAAAUAUUUUCGAUAAUUAUUUCGAGAUAUCGUAACAAAUGUUAUUUUCUGUAAAAAACAAACUGAUCAAUCAUAAGAAAUUCGUUUGAAUCGUGAUUAUUUCAAAGUAAAGAAAGAAAGUAGACAUCUAUGACUGUUUCGACGUAAAAAAUAAUUGAUUAUUUUUAUUAUCAUUAUAACUUUUUUUCUAUUAUAUAUAUAUAUUUUUUUUAUAACGACAACGUCCUGUCAAAAACGAAUAUAAUUAUUAACGAAAACGAAAUGUUUCGUUAAUCAAAAGUAGUUACAAAACGAUUACUUUCAUCUCUUUGCAAAAUGAUAAAGAAACAAAGAUUAAAAAAAAAUACAAAGAAAAAAGAAGAAAGUUGAAAACGAAAAAAAAAAUCAAAAAAGAAGAAAAAGAAGAAGAAGAAGAAAAAAAGAGAUGACACAUUACUCGACAAAAUUAUAAUAAAAUCAUUAAUAAACAAUGACGUCAGACAUGCAAAUUAAUUCCAAUCGAGGAUCGUCACAAAGAACUAUUGAUCUUGACUAAUAUAUAUCAAAACUUAUGUAUGUAUGUAUGUACAUAUGUAUGUAUGUACGUAUGUAUGUAUGUACGUAUGUAUGUAUGUACGUAUGUAUGUAUGUAUGUAUGUAUGUAUGUAUGUAUGUAUGUAUGUAUGUAUGUAUGUAUGUCAUUGAGAAAAUAAAAAAUUAAUCCUAGAUCUUUUUUGAGUAUAGAACGAUCUAUUGACGAAGGGAAUUGUACGGAAUAAAAAAUAAAGAAAAAAAAAAAAAAAAGAUAGGAAAAACAAAAAGAUAAAAAAUGCGAUAUAAUACGAUAACUUUCCUGCAUCAAUAUUAAUUCUUACGAAUCGAUCGAGAUAUAUAGUUUAAUUAUAUUUCAGAUAUUAUAAAUCGAUAUUAUAGUUCUGGAUCUGUAAUCUUUGUUGUUGUUGUUGUUGUUGUUAUUAUCGAUGAUUUUUUCUCUUUUAAUCUUUUCUUUUUCUUUAUGUUUUCUAUCGAACGAACGAAUAAACGAUCGGAAAUGUAAAGGGAGAAAUAGAAGAAUAAGAGAAUAAUUAAAAAAGAAAAUUAAAGAGAAAAGAUCAGCAACGACUACAAUAACAACUACAAUAAAAAUUACAGAUCGACAACUAUCAUUAUUCGAUAUAUCGAUCGAAUGUUUUAAAUGACUUCGAUAAUCUUCGCGAUAUAUAAAUAUAUAUGUACGUAUGUAUGAAUGUAUUUAUGUAUGUAUCUAUGUAUGUAUGUAUGUAUGUAUGCAUGUAUGUAUUUAUGUACGUACAUAUAAAUACACAUCGUCGACGCGUUAGUCGCGUUUAUGUGAGUACAAGUUAAACAAACAACAAAUUUAGCUUUCCUCUUUUAUUAGGUAAAAAGGGUUGACGAAUGAAUGAAUGAACGAACGAACGAACGAACGAACGAAUGUACGAAUGAAGGAACGAAUGAAUUAUUUAAUAAGAAGAGAAAAAAUAAACCAUAAAAAUAAAAACGAAGAAGAAACCAAAAAAUAUCCAAGAACAAACAGUCGAUUUAAAAAUAUCCAAAAGAUAAAAUUCUCACAGAGGAAGAUAACGUAAAGAAAGGAAAAUUCCGAGGAAAAAAAAAAAAAAGAAUAAAACAUAAUAAUAAUAAUCAUCGGAGAAUAAAACACGCGUCUUCCUAUCUAUGAUAUGUGAAAACGAAGAACAGUAGUGAAGAAAGUAUUAUAGAAUGAUAAAAAAAGAGAAAUUAAUUACAGAACAGCAGAUGAAUACUCGAUCCUAUGUCUUGAUACGCACAAUAUGUGAUUUUUUAAUUUUGAUUAGUUGAUCGAUCAGAAUAUUAAUGAUCAAAGUAAAUUCUUGAUCGCGCGAUGUCUAAUAUUAUAUUAUAGUUCGUUCGUUCAAACUACAGUUCGUUCGAACUCUUAUUAUAGUUCGGUUUAAUGAUUAAAAAAUUAAAAAAAAAUUAAAAAAAAAAAGAAAAAAAAAGAAAAGAAACAAGAAAAAAGGAAAGAAAACUCGAUCCGAUUUCUCGACUCGCGAUAUACGCGAUUCUUGAUAACCGAAGAAACUUCCAAAUUCUGUUAAACGUAAAUUUUAUUAUCGCUCGAUUCUUAUCGAAUAUAAUUCAUACGUUCGUUUUAACGUAUCGUUUAAACAAUUUACGACGACUCCAUUUUUUUAUAUUGUCCGAGAAGUUGACAUUUGAAGGAAGGAAAACAAAAUUAAAGAGAAAUCUUCCAAAAUUAAUGAGAGAGUCUUCCAAAUUUGAAAAAAAAUAUAUAAUUAAAAGAAAGAAAACAAUUAAAAAAAAAAUUACAUAUUAUAUAUUCAUAUUUAUAUAUAAGCGACAUCGCGAAAUUCAAUUUUCGUUAUCGAUGUCAAACUUACGAGAUUUCGAAUCUAAUUGCCGAUGCAUUGUUUUACGUGAUGUUAAUUGAAAACAAAAGAAGAAAAGAAAAAUAUAUUCAUUUUGUUCAAAAAAAAAAAAAAAGAAAAGAAAGAAAGAAAGAGAAACAAAAAGAAUUACAAGUCGAAAUAUUACGUCGAGAAACGAUCGAGUUGGCUGCCUAGUUAGUUAGGAGAACAGAAAAAUCACGGUUAUGAUCCUAUUGUACAAAGAACAAAAAAAAUUUAAAAAUAAAUAAAAAAUGCAAAAAAAAAGAAAACAAAACAAAUACAAAAUUAAUGAUUAAGAUAAUGAAUUCACUCAUAUAAUAAUAAGGUUUGUUAAGAGAAGAUAAAUCUUUCUCUGGAAAUAUCGAUUCUCUAUAUAUGAAUUGACUUAAAUGCAACAUCACAGCAUUGAUUGACAUCGUCAUUAAAAAUGAUAAUAAAAAUAAAUAAAUAUUAAGUAAAAUAAUAUUGAUACGGAUUUCGAACGAUCUCACAUACUACUACACGUGCCUGAUACGAUUUGUUCACCGGCUCAAAUCUUUUAAGGAACGAAUAAGCGUACACGUUCGUUUAAAUUUAUCCUUAAAUCACUAACAACAACAAUUAAAAAUAACAACAACAAGAAAACAACAAACAACAACAAUAGUAAUAAUAUAAAACACUUUUCUCUGACUCUUUUAAAUAUAAAUAAAUAAAUGGCAGCUUCAAAUAGAUAAAGAAAAAAAAUUAACAUUAUUUGGAUUACUGAUAAAUGGAGAGAAAAAUGAGAAGAAAAGGUAAACAAAAAAUCAAAAAAACAAAAAUGAAGAAAAAGAAGAAGAAGACGUCGAAACGACGAUAACGACGAUGUUGAUUUAAAAAAUAUGGAGGGUCAGGGUACGAGUUAAACUGUACGAAGAGAUAAAGCGAGAGGAAAACAAAUUUAUUAUCAAAAAAAAAACAAAAAAACAAAAAACAAAAAAAAAACAAAAACAAACAAAAAACAAAAAAAUAAAACAAAAAAUAAAAAAUAAAAAACAAAACGUAACAGAACAAAGUAAUGGUAACAAAGCGAGAAGAAGUUGCUCAAAAAAAAGGAACUGGAUAAAAUGCGUCGCAAAACAAAACGAAACGAACGAAAAUCACAACCAAAGAAAAAACAAAACAAAACAAAAAAGAAAAAAAAAAAAGAAAUAAGAAAGAAUGAACGAAGGUGUUCGUUAAUACGUUAAUGCUAAAGAAAAAUUAUAUAUUAAACGACGACACGUACAAAAAGAAGAGAAAAAAAAAAGAAGAAGAAAAGAAAGAAAAAUGAGAAAAAAAAAGGGAAAAGGAAAAACAAGAAAAAAAAAACGGGGAGGAAAGAAGGGCGUAAAAAGGAGAUAAAACGUAAAACGCAAAAAUGAUAUGAUUCGACGCGAAUGGACCAACCGAUAUUCGCGUUGAUAUAAAUCUCAGGUAUGUGAACAAGUAUAUGGCACAAAAAAUAUCGUGUAUGCUGUCCCUCUGCACUCUGACGAGAAGAUGGAUCUAUAUCCAUUUGCAAAGGUUCAAAACGAUUUAUAUCUACCAAUCCAAAAAAAAGAAAAAAAAAAGAAAAAAAAAAGAAACUAAAGAAUUGAUCCAUCCCAUUAUUUUCGAUUACAAUAGCAAGAACAUUACAUAUAAA